Messenger RNA from Oryzias latipes (Japanese medaka), 2030 nucleotides. RefSeq names its product actin-like 6A (gene actl6a). The record is from RefSeq and is a predicted model, not a curated record. Lineage: Eukaryota; Metazoa; Chordata; Actinopteri; Beloniformes; Adrianichthyidae.
UCUGCAUUCUGAUUGGACGAACGUCCAGACGUGCUGUGGCGCCCGCUUUGUUAGAUUGAUCCAUGCUAGCGGGUUUCCUUUGUUUUGAGUAACCGUUUAGCGGUUGUUUCCUGGCUAAAAUCUUCGUUUGGGAGAAGGUUGCGGUUACCGUAUUUUAGACUAUGAGUGGGGGAGUGUAUGGAGGAGAUGAGGUGGGAGCUUUGGUUUUUGACAUUGGCUCUUAUUCAGUAAGAGCUGGCUAUGCAGGAGAAGAUUGUCCUAAGGCGGACUUCCCAACGGUGAUAGGUGUGACUCUUGACCGAGACGAUGGCAGCACCCCCAUGGAGACGGAUGGUGACAAAACCAAGCAAAGUGGCACCACCUACUAUAUUGAUACCAAUCAGCUGAGGGUACCCAGGGAGAGCAUGGAGGUUAUGUCUCCACUCAAGAACGGCAUGAUUGAGGACUGGGACAGCUUCCAGGCAAUUCUAGAUCACACAUACAAAAUGCACUUCAAGUCUGAACCCAGCCUACAUCCUGUUCUCAUGUCAGAAGCAUCAUGGAACACUCGGGCAAAACGGGAAAAACUGACGGAGCUGAUGUUUGAGCAUUACAACAUUCCUGCUUUCUUCCUCUGUAAAUCAGCAGUCCUGUCUGCGUUUGCUAAUGGACGGUCUACAGGCCUAGUCUUGGACAGCGGUGCCACUCACACCACUGCGAUUCCAGUGCAUGAUGGCUAUGUCUUGCAGCAAGGUAUCGUCAAAUCUCCGCUGGCUGGGGACUUCAUGAGCAUGCAGUGUAGAGAGCUAUUCCAAGAGCUAAAUGUUGAAAUAAUCCCUCCAUACAUGAUUGCAUCAAAAGACCCAGUACGAGAGGGAUCCCCAGCCAGCUGGAAGAAAAAAGAGAAACUACCUCAAGUCACCCGGUCUUGGCACAACUACAUGUGUAAUUGUGUAAUUCAAGACUUCCAAGCAUCUGUGCUGCAGGUGUCAGAUUCUCCGUACGAUGAACAAGUUGCUGCCCAGAUGCCCACCAUGCAUUACGAGCUGCCCAACGGCUACAACUGUGACUUCGGAGCCGAAAGGCUAAAGAUCCCAGAGGGGCUGUUUGAUCCAUCAAAUGCCAAGGGCCUGUCAGGAAACACCAUGUUAGGAGUUGGUCACGUGGUAACCACCAGCGUGGGAAUGUGUGACAUUGAUAUACGACCUGGUCUGUAUGGCAGCGUGGUGGUGACUGGAGGAAACACUCUCAUUCAAGGCUUCACUGAUCGGCUGAACAGGGAGCUCUCUCAGAAAACUCCACCGAGCAUGAGACUGAAGCUGAUCGCUAACAGCACCACGGUGGAGCGUCGGUUCAGCGCCUGGAUAGGCGGCUCUAUCCUGGCAUCACUUGGAACCUUCCAACAGAUGUGGAUCUCGAAACAGGAGUACGAAGAGGGAGGAAAGCAAUGUGUGGACAGGAAGUGUCCUUGAUUUGUCACCAAGAUCCUUCAUACUCCCCUACAGUCUUUGGCACAAUGUUGACAUAAUGAAACAUUUGCCUCCAGCCAGGACUCAGGAACAACCUGCUAUCACUUUGUUGUUUUUAUUCCACUCAGUACAAUUUAAUGCCCGGGAAUGAAAGAAGUCUGACCUUUUGUUUUUAACACAAUGAUCUGCUUUUAGAUACCCUGCAUUAAAGUCAAGAUCUGAUGACAUUUUGCGCUGUCAAAGGCACCAUAAAAAACCAUUUGUGAUGGAGAAUGAAGCUCGGAGGACCAUUGUUUGGGAGUGCAUGACUGUUUGCUUUGGUGAUGUGCUCGUUUCUGCGUUUAGCAAUUGAACCAAAGUUUUGGUUGAGGUUAUUCCGGUCUCACCUGGUCUUAGUCUUGGGUCAACUCAAAUGAAUCCGUAUUUAAUUUUCACAUUUGUUCCAUAUGGUCUUUUAAAAUAAAACUUUUGUUUACCCAUGUUUUGUGUUUGUAGGAGCUGGCUGAUAUUUUUUAUUUGUCACAAAGUUUUGUAACAUUAAAACAAAUACAAACAUUAAAUUGUGAUACGGACAAGAACAAA